AUUGUUGAUAUGUAAAGCUGUCUUUUUUCUCCAGACAACGAUACAUCUAGGCUCUGAAAAUGGACGAAAAAUGGUGAACUUUCGUGGACCACACAAACCUGCACAGAACUCGGCUAAAUUCCACAAAACUCGGCCAGGAAACGGUUGGUAUUGUGCUCCCGUGCUUCCUACGUCUGUGCGCAGCCAUGCAAACCUUCCUGGCACCAAUGUUAUUUAAGCACAGGAGAUGUCAUUUGAUUACCCUCCAAACAUUCAACCUCCGCUCAGAGGCAAAACAUUCACCGAAGGUAGGGAAAGAACCACAUAGCCGCAAUGGCCUCGCUCCGCAUCCUUUCGGCGGUCGCCCUCGCUGUUAUCAUGGCUGGCCUUGCCGGCACCUCUGACGCCGUCGACCUUCCUGACUACAUCGUCCAGGGCCGGGUCUACUGCGACACGUGCCGCGCAGGGUUUGAGACAAAUGUCACCACGUACAUCAAAGGUGCCAAGGUCAGGCUGGAGUGCAAGCGCUUCGGCACCGAAAAAGUCGAGCGUGCCCUUGACGGUGUGACCGACGAGACUGGCACUUACAAGAUCGAGCUCAAGGACAGCCACCCGGAGGACAUCUGCGAGGUAGUCCUCAUCCAGAGCCCUCUCGCAGACUGCAACAAGAUCCAGGCACUCAGGGAUCGUGCCCGUGUCGAGCUCACCAGGAACAUUGGCAUCAGCGACAACCUGCGCUUGGCCAACUCGCUCGGCUACCUCAAGGACGUGCCGCUGCCUGUCUGUGCUCAGCUUCUCAAGCAGUUCAAGUCGGCUGAUGAUGAUGAUGAUGAUCAAGUGAAGGCCUGAAGGGGCAGUCACCGGACCGGACAGGCCGGAUGCACUGUAAUGUUGGAUAUAAUUCCCAACAUGCACAAACAAUAAUAUCAGUUACCCGGCAUGAUAUCGGCAAAGUGACCGAAGCUGCAUAACUGUGUCAAAACACAUGAAAAAUGUAACUUUGCCAUCUACUAUCUAAUGUUACUUCCGGCCUUGUGACUUACCA
Messenger RNA from Brachypodium distachyon (stiff brome), 1024 nucleotides. RefSeq names its product pollen-specific protein C13. The transcript is spliced from 2 exons. NCBI's taxonomy places the organism in Eukaryota, Viridiplantae, Streptophyta, Magnoliopsida, Poales, Poaceae. The record is from RefSeq and is a predicted model, not a curated record. The coding region runs from base 313 to 828 and encodes 171 amino acids.